Molecule: messenger RNA, 745 nt
Organism: Musa acuminata AAA Group (dessert banana)
Lineage: Eukaryota; Viridiplantae; Streptophyta; Magnoliopsida; Zingiberales; Musaceae
Product: ethylene-responsive transcription factor ERF096-like
Exons: 2
Coding region: 41-421 (126 amino acids)
Biological process (GO): regulation of DNA-templated transcription; ethylene-activated signaling pathway
Molecular function (GO): DNA-binding transcription factor activity; DNA binding
Source: RefSeq, a predicted model, not a curated record
CCACGACACCUCGGAGCCGCCUUCCUUCGCCUCUCUACUCAUGGAGGAGGGAGGAGAGCCGCAGGAGGGCGAGACGAAGUACCGUGGCGUACGGCGCCGGCCGUGGGGGAAGUACGCGGCCGAAAUCCGCGACUCCACCCGGCACGGCGCCCGCGUCUGGCUCGGCACGUUCAACACCGCCGAGGAAGCCGCCCGAGCCUACGACAAGGCCGCCUACGAGAUGAGGGGCGCCGUCGCCGUCCUCAACUUCCCCAGCGAGGUCCAUUCCCGCGGCACCUCCUCCUCCUCAUCAUCAUCUUUUUCGUCCUCCACGAGGGGAGCUCGUUCGAGCGCGGAGAAGCAAGUGAUCGAGCUCGAGUAUUUGGAUAACAAGGUGCUGGAGGAGCUUCUGGAGUCCGGCGAGAAGAGCGACAAGAAGUGAAGGCUUUGGAGUUUGCUGCGCUGUAACCGUCGAGCGUUUUUGGGAUGCGAACGCCUGAGAAGAAAGGAGGAAGACUUGGCUUUUGCGGACCACAGGAGAAAGUCUGGUUGGAGAAGAAAAUUAAAGAGAAUUUGAAGGUCGUAUGUUUGUUUGACAGAGACGUGUGCUGACGAGUAUUUAGUUGUGAUGGACUCCACUGAAGAUAGAUAUCAAAUGUGAACGGUUACCACUCGAGGAGUUUGGCUGAUGUGUACAUGUCGUCAUUACUUUGUAACAUUUGGGUCCAAAAGUGUACUUCCUCUUGAGCAGCACCUGAAUAUAUAU